AUGAAGUUCUCCAAGUCUCAGGCUUUCGCCGCUGCUCUGGUCGCUGCGAAUGCCGUAAACGCUCACACCAUGUUCUCCAACUUCUACGUUGACGGCCUCGACCAGGGUGAUGCAACGUGCGUUCGCAUGAGCAACAACCCAUCGCAGGCCACGUUCCCCAUUGCUGGUAUUACUAGCGAGGACAUGGCAUGCGGUGUUAACGGCAAGAACGGCGUUGCCCGCGUCUGCAAAGCCAACUCGGACUCCACUCUGACGUUCGAGUUCCGUGCUUGGUCAAACGACGCGAGCAAGGGCAUGCUCGACAUCUCCCACAAGGGCCCUUGCGCCAUGUACCUCAAGAAGGUGUCCUCUGCUGUUGACGAUGGCGCUACCGGUAAUGGCUGGUUCAAGAUCUGGGACGAGGGCUACAAUGAGUCCAAGAAGCAGUGGUGCACUGAGAGGCUCAUCACGGAAGAGAACGGCCGCCUGUCGAUCAAGCUUCCCGCUGGCCUCCAGGGCGGCUACUACCUCGCCCGUCCGGAGCUUCUGGCCCUCCACGCCGCCGACAAGGGUGACCCACAGUUCUACACCGGCUGCGCCCAGAUCUACCUCGAGUCUUCCGGCAACAAAGUUCCUGCGGAGACAGUCUCCAUCCCCGGCCACGUCCAGUACGGCCAGAAGGCUGUCAGCUUCAACAUCUGGAGGUGGCCAGGGAUGGAUCUUCCCUAUCCCAACCCGGGUCCCAGCGUGGCCGCGCUUGUAGAUGGCUCUUCCUCAGCUAGCGUCUCGAGCGAUCAGAUUGAGGGACAACGCCCAGCUGACUGCAUCAUGGAGAACGGCAACUGGUGCGGCAAGGAAGUGCCAUCGUACAGCACUCAAGACGGCUGCUGGAAGGCUGGCCAAAACUGCUGGGACCAAGCUGACGUCUGCUGGAAGUCCGCACCGCCAACUGGCGGCAAGGGCUGCGACCUCUGGGGCAAAUACUGCGAGAGCCUCAACAACCAAUGCAGAGACAAGAACUGGAACGGCCCACCCAACGCCGGCAAAGACAUGACGCCCAAGCACACGACCAUCCAACUUGGCGGCGUCGUCGGAACACGCUCAGGCCCCACCGCCGCAGCGAACCCGGCUCCAGUCGCAUCAGCAUCAGCGACGUCGUCCGCCGAUGCUCCGGAGUACACGAGCGAGGCUGCCGCUUCGUCUGAGCCAACCUCCGCUGCGGCAAGCUCUCCCGCAUACACUUAUGUCGCUCCGUCCUCUGAGGCUGCUUCUUCGGCCGCCGCGCCUGCCAGCACUUCGCUGUCAUUCUCGACUAUCGCACCCGAGGCGCCUGCGACCACCGAGAACCCAUGGGCUCGCUAUCACACUGUCGUCGAGACCGUCGUCGUCACCGAGGUCGAGUAUGUCACUCAGUACCACAAGCGCCAUGCUCGCCACUUCGGGCAGAAGUACUAG
Molecule: messenger RNA, 1434 nt
Organism: Coniosporium apollinis CBS 100218
Lineage: Eukaryota; Fungi; Ascomycota; Dothideomycetes
Exons: 4
Coding region: 1-1434 (477 amino acids)
Source: RefSeq, a predicted model, not a curated record